Messenger RNA from Dujonia railenensis, 1176 nucleotides. NCBI's taxonomy places the organism in Eukaryota, Fungi, Ascomycota, Pichiomycetes, Serinales, Debaryomycetaceae. The record is from the annotation of a GenBank genome assembly.
AUGCUUUCCAGCUUCAAAAACUUGCCACCGGCUUUCAAAACUGCGUUAUCCAGAACCCAUGUGCAAAGCGCAGGUGUUACACAGAUCCCCAAGAAGCGUAGAUCAUCCACCAUCUUCACAGACAAGCUCAACAAGGGCCCCUCCUUCGACGAUUUCAUAAACGGAAAGGCUGCAGACAUGAUGGCGGUUGAUCCCUUGGAAGCAGCUAGACAAGACCCGGACCUGAGACUCCCGAAGUGGCUCAAGGUGCCCAUUCCAAAGGGGAAGUCGUUUCAUAAUGUCAAGAAAGAUGUAAGAGAAUUGAAGCUAGCCACCGUUUGCGAGGAAGCAAAGUGCCCAAACAUCGGAGAAUGCUGGGGUGGGAAGAAGUCCGAGGCUACGGCUACAAUUAUGUUGCUAGGUGACACAUGUACCAGAGGGUGCAGAUUCUGUUCGGUGAAGACCAACAGAAACCCGGCCAAACCAGACCCAAUGGAACCCGAGAACACAGCUGAGGCUAUCUCCAGAUGGGGGCUCGGUUAUGUGGUCUUGACUACCGUGGAUAGAGACGAUUUGAUCGACGGAGGCGCCAACCACCUAUCUGAGACAGUCAGGAAGAUAAAGCAAAAGGCUCCACAAAUUCUCGUAGAGGUGUUGGGAGGAGACUUCAGAGGUGACUUAGACAUGGCCGCGAUCUUGGCACUGUCCGGGUUAGAUGUUUAUGCACACAAUAUUGAAACUGUUGAGGCAUUGACACCACACGUGAGAGACAGAAGAGCAACUUAUAGACAGUCGCUUUCCAUUUUGGAGAGAGCCAAGCAAACCAAGCCCUCAUUAAUAACGAAGACUUCCAUGAUGCUUGGAUUCGGAGAAACUGACGAACAGGUGAUGCAAACAUUGAAAGAUUUAAGAGAAAUCGGAUGCGAUGUGGUGACUUUUGGCCAGUACAUGAGACCCACCAAGAGACACAUGAAGGUUGUAGAGUACGUUACGCCCGAGAAGUUUGAUUACUGGAGAGACCAGGCUUUAAGCAUGGGGUUCCUCUAUGUGGCCAGUGGACCGCUUGUACGUUCUUCGUACAAGGCUGGUGAAGCCUUUAUUGAGAAUGUCAUCAAGAAGAGAAGACACAAUGUCGGUGCUGUUCCGCGGUUAGAACAGGAAAUAAAGCCAAGGUUGAUGGCAUCGGCGCAGCAGUAG